AUGGAUAGCAUAGAAGAGUCGCCGCCACUAAGUGAACUUGACAAUCAAAUUGAAGAAGGCAAUAAUAAGACAUCAAAGUCUACAGAAGAUCCUACGCUGUAUUUUUACGACAUUGCAAACAGGAUUGGAAUGGAUUGGACAAAAUUGGCAGCAAUCUUAGAUCAUUCUAUUAACGUCGAAGUCAUCAAGUCACAGCACCAACAUGUAUUUGAUCAAGCGCUAGAAUUACUUAACAUCUGGGGAAAGAGACAUGAUCCAUGUGAUAUUCUUAGCAAUCUGGAAGACGCUUUGCUACACAUUGAUAGAUAUGAUAUUGUCGAAGGAAUAAAUAGCAAUCAAGAGAAAAGGAGACUACGUGAACUGGACAAUCAAAUUAAAGACGACAAUAAGAAAAUGCCAAAGUCUAUAGGAGCUGAGUUAUCCAUAGGAGAAAGUUCUUCAAAUGGAAAAAGUAAUUACCCUCUGGACGAUCGCGAUAGUCUAUCAGGAUACGAGUAG
Molecule: messenger RNA, 498 nt
Organism: Trichoplax adhaerens
Lineage: Eukaryota; Metazoa; Placozoa; Uniplacotomia; Trichoplacea; Trichoplacidae
Exons: 6
Coding region: 1-498 (165 amino acids)
Biological process (GO): signal transduction
Molecular function (GO): protein binding
Source: RefSeq, a predicted model, not a curated record